Messenger RNA from Thlaspi arvense, 834 nucleotides. Lineage: Eukaryota; Viridiplantae; Streptophyta; Magnoliopsida; Brassicales; Brassicaceae. The record is from the annotation of a GenBank genome assembly.
ACAAUGGGGAAGCAAGUUGAGAGGAAGUUCACUUGGGUGAUUAAUAAUUUAUCCUCUUCACAAUCAGAGAUAUUAUAUUCUGAUUCAUUCGUAAUUGGUGGAUGCAAGUGGCGUCUUAUUGCCUACCCCAAGAGGAAAUGUCUCAAUAAUUUGACUUUGGAAGUUGCUGAUUGUGAAUAUUUUCUUCCUGGAUGGAGAAGGCAGGCAAAUUUUUCCCUUACUAUACUAAAUCAGGUUUCUGAAAAAAUCUACAGACGACAUGUAACACAGCAUUGGUUUGAUCACAAGAAUCCUGAAUUUUGUUUUACACUCUCGGUAAGUACCCCUGGAUAUCUGGUGGAUCAAGAAGUCAAAAUUGUUGCAGAGAUAGAUGUUCGUCAAGUUGUUGACAAAGUAGAUGUCCAUGGAUUCCAAGUUCUUCCUUCACAUGUAAACCGUUUGUUUGAAAAACAUCCGGAGAUUGCAUCAAAGUUUCGUAUAAAGAGCCCACUUCUGAAGACAGCAUACAUGAAUAUCCUACUCAGCUUGACUGAGACUCUGCGCCUACCGCCUCAAAGAAUCUCGGAGGAUGAUUUGUCUGAUGCAGAAACUAAUUUGGCAUACAUGACAAAAUUAGGGUUUAAGUUGGAUUGGUUGGAGAAUAAAUUUGGUGAAGUAAAAGAAAAGAAGGGGAAAGAGAAAGCCGGUGAGAUUCGGAUGCAAUGUAUUGAGGAAAAGUUAAAGGUUUUGAAGCAGAAGUGCUCAGACCUUGAAGCUCUUCUGGAGAAGGAGAAGGCAGAGGUUUUGGCUGCUAGAGCUCCUGUAUCGUUGUCUGAUGACGAUGAUGUUGUGUGA